Carlito syrichta (Philippine tarsier) is the source of this 1056-nucleotide messenger RNA. Its product is annotated as sialic acid-binding Ig-like lectin 8. The coding region runs from base 1 to 1056 and encodes 351 amino acids. Gene Ontology annotation, molecular function: sialic acid binding. The record is from RefSeq and is a predicted model, not a curated record. The transcript is spliced from 7 exons. Lineage: Eukaryota; Metazoa; Chordata; Mammalia; Primates; Tarsiidae. Gene Ontology annotation, cellular component: plasma membrane. Gene Ontology annotation, biological process: cell adhesion.
AUGGCCCAGAUGGAGCUGGAUGUCAUAGACCACAGUGCUCCUCUGGAUCUGACUCCCUACAUCCUCAACCCAGGGAUCCUGGAGUCCGGCCGCCCUAGGAACCUGACCUGCUCUGUGUCCUGGGCCUGUGAACAGGGAAGGCUCCCCACGAUCUCCUGGAUGGGGACCUCUGUGUCCCCCCGGAGCCCCAUCAGCGCUGCCUCCUCAGUGCUCACCCUCAUUCCGCAGCCCCAGGACCACAACUCCAGCCUCACCUGUCAGGUGACUUUGCCUGUGGCCGGUGUGACUGGGACCAGAACCAUCCAUCUCAAUGUGUCCUACGCCCCUCAGAACUUGACAGUGACUGUCUACCAAGGAAAUGACACAGUACCCAAAACACUGAGAGAAGAUUCAUCUCUUCGGGUUCUAGAAGGACAGCCACUACUCCUGGUUUGUGCUGCCAGCAGCAACCCUCCAGCCAGGCUGAGCUGGGCCCGGGGGAGCCUGACCCUGAGCCCCUCACAGCCCUCGAGCCCUGGGGUCCUGAAGCUGCCUCAGAUGCACCUUGCAGAUGAAGGAGAAUUCACCUGCCGAGCUCAGAACCUUCUGGGCUCCCAGCAUGUCUCCCUGAGCCUCUCCCUGCAGAAGUGGCCUGGGUCAGGCAUGAUGCUGGGGCCCCUUGCGGGAGCCGGAGCCACCGCCCUGGUCUUCCUGUCCUUCUGCGUCAUCUUUGUCGCAGUGAGGUCCUGCAGGAGGAAGUCGGCAAGGCCAGCAGCAGGUGAGGGUGAUGCAGGCAUGGAGGACGCAGACGCUGUCAGGGGCUCAACUUCUCAGGUCUCCUUGGUUAAGCCACAGGCAAACAACAGCCCCCCAGCCCAGCCUCCUCCAUCUAUGGUCGCCUCCACCUCCGGGGAGGACCAAGAGAUCCACUAUGCUUCACUCAGCUUCCAUAAGAUAAAACCUCAGGAACCAGAGGGCAACGAAUACUCAGAGAUCAAGAUCCACAAGGGAGAGGCUGCAGAGACUCAGCCCUGGGUGAGGGUUCACGAUCCCUCAGAAACCAGGGAAAAGUCAUAG